GGCGGUGCGGCUCGCGUGGAGGGAAGGCAGCGCGCACGCUCUACGGCAGGUGCGCGGGGUGGCGGUCAAGUUCAACCUGCCAGCCCCGGGCCCGCCGGUGCCAUGGAUGGCCUGCGCCAGCGCUUCGAGCGCUUUCUGGAACAGAGGAAUUUGGCCACCGAAGCGCUAGGGGCGCUCGAAGCCAAGACCGGUGUCGACAAGCGGUACUUGGCCGCGGGAGCCGCCACUCUGCUAAGCCUGUGUCUUCUGUUCGGGUACGGGGCGUCUCUGCUGUGCAAUCUCAUCGGCUUUGCAUACCCCGCAUAUGCUUCGAUCAAAGCUAUCGAGAGCCCAAGCAAAGAGGACGACACUGUGUGGCUCACCUACUGGGUGGUAUACGGCCUGUUUGGGCUGGCCGAGUUCUUCAGCGAUCUACUCCUGUCCUGGUUCCCUUUCUACUACGCGGGCAAGUGCGCCUUCCUGUUGUUCUGCAUGGUUCCCGGCCCCUGGAACGGGGCUCACAUGCUGUAUCAUCGCGUCAUACGUCCACUGUUUCUAAAGCAUCACGAGGCCGUGGACGGCAUCAUGAGCGACCUCAGCGGGCGGACCCUGGAUGUGGCAGCCGGAAUAACGAGGGACAUCCUGCAGGCCCUGGCCCGCAGCCGGGCUCUCAUCACCCCGGCGGCUGCGGCAGUGGGCCCCUCACUGCCCUCGGAGCCGACUCCAAAGCAAGCGUGACUCAGCUCUGGAAGGACAGGUGAAGUGCCUGCCCAGCCCCUGUGCAGGAAAGUCGGCCGGCCAGUUACACUCCAAGGCCUCCGCGGAUCCCCCAGCCGACUCCCCAGUGGAGUCCACCACCAGCCCCGCGUCCCCAAGCAAGCCA
Balaenoptera acutorostrata (minke whale) is the source of this 862-nucleotide messenger RNA. It is a transcript of the gene REEP6, whose product is annotated as receptor accessory protein 6. NCBI's taxonomy places the organism in Eukaryota, Metazoa, Chordata, Mammalia, Artiodactyla, Balaenopteridae. The coding region runs from base 103 to 717 and encodes 204 amino acids. The record is from RefSeq and is a predicted model, not a curated record. The transcript is spliced from 6 exons.